This is a messenger RNA of Closterium sp. NIES-67, 905 nucleotides long. The record is from the annotation of a GenBank genome assembly. NCBI's taxonomy places the organism in Eukaryota, Viridiplantae, Streptophyta, Zygnematophyceae, Desmidiales, Closteriaceae.
GGUGAUGUCUACAAGGGCGUGUCUCCCCGCGAUGGCACCACAGUGUGGGCUGUGAAGCGAGCCAAGCUGAUCGACGCGGACUUUGAGCGGGAGAUCUUGCAAAUGGCCGACAAAAGCCAUCCCAACAUUGUGCGGCUGCUUGGCUUUGCUGUUGGAGGGAACAUCAGGUCACGGAUAGAGCAAGUCUUGAUCUAUGAAUUUGUGCCCAACGGUGACCUCCACACGUGGACCGAUUCAAAGGCGAAUUCUUCUCUCGGUUUGAAGCAGCGGCUCGACAUUCUCAUUGGUAUUGCACGCGGCUUUAAGUACCUCCAUGGCUUCGGCCUUGUGCAUCGUGACAUCAAACCCGCCAACAUCCUCAUCACCAAUGACAUGCAGGCCAAAAUCGCAGAUUUCGGUCUUGUGAGGGCGGGAGAGGGCACCACAGUGGGCACUACCCGAGUCAUGGGGACACCGGGCUAUGUGGAUCCAGUUUACUCCAGGACGUCCAAGGCAACCACCGCCACCGAUGUCUACAGCUUUGGUGUGCUCAUGCUUGUGGUGCUCACUGGACGCCCUCCACUCUCCCAAGUUGCUUUGGAGAGCAUUCACAUCGUAACUUUUGCAUCCGAAUAUGAAGAAGAAGAAGUAGAAGAAGAAGAAGAAGAAGAAGAAGAAGAAGAAGAAGAAGAAGAAGAAGAAGAAGAAGAAGAAGAAGAAGAAGAAGAAGAAGAAGAAGAAGAAGAAGAAGAAGAAGAAGAAGAAGAAGAAGAAGAAGAAGAAGAAGAAGAAGAAGAAGAAGAAGAAGAAGAAGAAGAAGAAGAAGAAGAAGAAGAUGAAGAAGAAGAAGAAGAAGGUGAGGCCGAUGUGGGGAGUCGAAAUGAAAUCGUGGAGAGCUUGCUGUAGAUCUAGGAGGUUCUCCCCCU